Molecule: messenger RNA, 1368 nt
Organism: Seminavis robusta
Lineage: Eukaryota; Bacillariophyta; Bacillariophyceae; Naviculales; Naviculaceae
Source: the annotation of a GenBank genome assembly
CAAUUUCGAAACACAAAAGCUCACAAGCUCACAAGACUGCAUUCAAUAAACUCUAGCUAGCUAGAAACAAGUAAGCUAGAAACCACCAUGAGCCACCUUAACCACCACAGCAGCAAUAAUAAUAACAACUACAAUGCUAGCAGCAGCAGCGGCAUGGUAGUCCAGUACGGAUUUCGGGAUGACGAUGAUGACUCGGAAGAUGGUCGCCCCAGUCUCUUUGGUGGAUUGCGUCAAUCAUCGUCGCGUCGCUUGAAAAAGAUUGGCAAUGUCGUGAGUGACGCCAAGAGUUUGUUAGCGGGCGCCAAAGCCGCUUCGGCGGGCCAUUUUGGAUUGGUGUAUGGACUGGACAACAAGUAUAGCGAUAGUGAUAGUGAAAGCGAGGAAAGCGAGUCGGACAGCGAUGACAACGCCAGCGUGUGCAGCAAGGCCAGCGUGGCAUCGAAAGCCGGCAAGACUUUGAAGAUAUUGGGCGGCAAAGUCAAAAAGGGCGUCAAGAAAGUGCGCGGCAAACGCCGUGGGAGUGACAAAGUCAAAGAGUACGAACCAGAGCAAGCACCACCACCACCACCCAUGGGACAUAUUCACACCAACAGUGAUCACGAAGAUGACGAGGAUGAUGAUCUCAGUGACGAUGAUGAUGGCGACGCGUCUGUAGCAUCCCGUGCUUCUGACGCAGUCCGUCGUGUCAAGGGGAAACUGAGCAAGGCACUCAAGGUCGUCAAUCGCAAGAAUAAAAAGUACAACAACGAGUUUGACGACGACGAUUCGAGCUUGUCAUCCGAAGAAGAAGAUUUGCUCUUUGACGCAGUGCCCACCGUACCUACCAGUCGCCGCAGUUUGGGACUUCGUCGUUGCCACACGUCAUCGUCCCACGAAAAACGAUCUGCGGGACCUCUAGACGUUCACCCGACCAAGCAAGCGCCUCGUCGUCACACAUCCGAUCCCAUGGGCUUGCAAGUCCUGCGACGCAAAAGCAAGCAACCACUCCAAGAUGAUUCGGACAGUCUCUCCGACCUCAGUGAUCACAAUGACGACGCUCGUCGUCGCGGUGGCAAAAAGAAGAGCUCCACCAGCAAGAACAAGAACAACACCACUGCUUCGUCGUCGUCGUUCCAUAAUACCAACUGGUCCAUGAAUGUCACACCCGAAAUGAAGAAAAAGUGGGAAAUGAAUGUCUCACGAAAUCUUCUCGUGGUGGAAGCAGACCAUGGACACGGCGCCACUCGGGCGGCCUAAACCAUUCUCUGUGACUUACUGACUGACUGACUGACUGACUUGAUCUAGCAGUUUGGGAAAGUAGAAGCAAACAAAACUAAAUGAAACAAUAGGAACCUUGCAUUAUCACUAUAACAUUGUUACCUGGACCAC